UGUUGAUGCGGGGAGGUUUUGGGGCUUUACAUCUCCAAUAUCAUACUUAUUAUCAACUUGUUGAGAAUGAACAAUCAAAUUUAUUCUUGGAAGUCUUUUGCUUCGUUUUUAGAUCCCCCUUGAUCGCGAGGAAGUGAUAUUUGGUAUUUAAUGAAGUUUGUUUUGUGUAAACAUGGCUGAGGAUAAUAUGGAGUACAAUAAGGCAGUAGAAGAAAUCAGGAAGCAUGAAUAUCCCAUGCUCAAAGGUAAUAAAAAUUGGAAAUAUGUAUAUGCCAUGCUAAUAGAACUUCCAGAUGCCGUUUACCUUGAUCAUGCCGGUACAACUCUUUACUCAAAGUCCCUUAUGGAGAGAUAUAUGGCCGAUAUGAUGUCAAACUUAUACGGGAAUCCACAUUCUGCCUCUACAUCCUCACAGUUAUCGACUUCGCGCAUUGAGAAUACUCGUCUGAGUGUUUUACAGUUCUUUAAUGCCGAUCCGGCAGACUUCGAUUUAGUGUUUGUGGCAAAUGCUACGGCUGGAAUUAAACUUGUUAUGGAUGCGUUCAGAAGUCAACCAGGUGGAUUUUUAUAUGGGUAUCAUCAAGACUCGCACACUAGUCUUGUUGGAGUGAGAGAAGAUGCUGCUUCAAGUCGUUGUCUAGAUGAUGAUGCUGUGGAGCUUUGGCUAUCUGGGUCAGAAAAUCUUGUAACGAAGAAACAUGAUGCUGAGAUUGGACUUUUCGCAUAUCCAGCACAAUCAAACUUAGAUGGUAGACGACUACCGUUAUCUUGGCCGGAAAAGGUGCGGGAUCUUACCUGUCGGACUCAGUCAACCACAUAUACAUUACUAGAUGCUUCUGCCCUAGUUUCUACUUCUCCGCUAGACUUGAGUGAUGCUAGAAAGGCGGCAGAUUUUACAGUUCUUAGCUUCUACAAGAUAUUUGGAUUUCCUGAUCUAGGUGCAUUGAUCGUGCGGAAAGACUCUGGGUCGAUACUUCAAACGAGAAAGUAUUUUGGAGGUGGAACAGUUGAAGUGGUAGUCUGUUUGAAAGAGCAAUGGCAUGCACCGAAAGGACAGUCAUUCCAUGAGACCUUAGAGGAUGGUACUCUACCUUUUCAUAAUAUCAUGGCUUUGGAAGCCGCAAUAGAUGUCCAUAGAUCACUGUAUGGUUCUAUGGAGCGCAUUGCAAAUCAUACCACAUUUCUUGCACGAGAACUGUACGAAGGGUUGAAAUCUUUACGACAUUCCAAUGCCGAACCAGUGUGUGAGAUUUAUUCUCGUGGCUUUUCAUACUCAACUUCCUCCAAAGUGCAAGGACCUACUAUAGCUUUCAACGUCAAAAACAGCUUCGGGGCCUGGGUAACCAAUAUCGAAUUCGAGAGGUUGGCUUCGAUUAGAAAGUACCACAUCCGGACUGGCGGUCUUUGUAAUCCUGGUGGUGUUGCAUCAGCAUUAGACCUUCAACCGUGGGAGACGAAAAGGAAUUUCUCGGCUGGUCUCCGAUGUGGGGGAGAGACCGAUAUUUACGCUGGUAAGAUUACAGGGAUGAUCCGCGUGAGCUUAGGAGCUAUGAGCACGAUGAGUGAUGUUGAGAUGUUUCUUUCAUUUAUGGAAGAGUUCUUCGUGGACCAAACGGCCGUAUCCUCUACUAAUGAGGACACUGCCACUCCUAGGUCGGUUGACAUGUAUGUCGAAAGUCUUACAAUCUACCCAAUUAAAAGUUGUGGUGGCUUUGAGAUUCCGAAAGAAACUUCUUGGGAAGUCAGACCAGAAGGCCUUGCUUGGGAUAGGGAAUGGUGCCUUGUUCAUCAAGGCACAGGGCAAGCGCUAAGUCAAAAGCGCUACCCACGAAUGGCUUUGAUCAAACCAGCAAUCGAUUUUGAUUUAGGAUUGCUAAAAAUUCGAUAUCGAGGAUUAAGCUCCUCUAGUCUUGCGAAUGAGAUCAAUGUCCCUUUAUCUUCUGACCCAUCAUUCUACAAAACUCCAAACAAUAUUCAUUCAUUAUCAUCGAGAGUUUGUGGAGAUGCUAUCGUGGCGCAGACCUACUCUAAUCAUAAAAUUAAUGAUUUCUUCUCCAAGAUUUUGGGUGUGCCUUGUGUUUUGGCACGAUUUCCUGCUGGUGGAAGUGGCCCUUCUUCAAGACAUGCAAAGGCACACAUGCGACAGCACCAAGAACUAAAACGUCCAGUCACGAAUGAGAAGUCAACUACUGAAUCUUCUCUUAGCCCUCCGACGCCGCCCGAUUCUGAUAGUGAAAAUCGAAAGCGGCCGAUAUUACUGUCAAAUGAAAGCCCCAUACUUGCAAUCAAUAGGUCCAGUAUCGAUCUGCUAAAUGAAGAAAUAGCCAAGAGUGGUGGCAAGCUUGCUUCAGCAUCUGUCUUUCGAGGUAAUAUUGUACUGGCAUCAACCGAACCCAGUGAUCGUCAGCAUUCAUAUAGCGAGGAUCAUUGGAGGAUGUUACGCAUUGGUUCGGAAAGUUAUCAAAUGCUAGGGUCCUGUCGGCGUUGUCAUAUGAUAUGUGUUGAUCAGGAUACUGCGGAAAAGAACGAGGAGCCCUUUGUUACAUUGGCCAAGACACGUAGGUUUGAAUCGAAGGUUUUCUUCGGCUCUCAUAUGUGUCAUAUACCAUCAUCUUUGCCCUCCAAAGAGCACCAAUUCCCAGUCAUCAAAGUGGGAGACAAGGUUUCUACUGGGCUGUGAUUAGUAAAAGCUGUACAAUAUACAACAAAUCAAAUUAUAUAUUUUCCCAUGG
Sclerotinia trifoliorum is the source of this 2732-nucleotide messenger RNA. Lineage: Eukaryota; Fungi; Ascomycota; Leotiomycetes; Helotiales; Sclerotiniaceae. The record is from the annotation of a GenBank genome assembly.